Molecule: messenger RNA, 349 nt
Organism: Epinephelus fuscoguttatus (brown-marbled grouper)
Lineage: Eukaryota; Metazoa; Chordata; Actinopteri; Perciformes; Serranidae
Source: the annotation of a RefSeq genome assembly
AUGAAUCUAGUUUCAACUGUUAUUACCAUUGCUCUCACCCUAUCAAUUGCCCUAGCCAUCCUAUCCUUUUGACUUCCUUUAAUAAACCCAGACCAUGAAAAACUAUCCCCUUAUGAAUGUGGCUUUGACCCCCUAGGAACAGCCCGACUCCCAUUCUCCCUACGAUUCUUCCUCGUUGCUAUUCUGUUCCUUCUAUUUGACUUAGAAAUUGCCCUCCUGCUACCCCUUCCCUGAGGAGACCAAUUGACAUCCCCCACACUCACUUUUUUAUGAGCCUCCAUCGUUCUUGCCCUCCUUACCUUGGGCCUUAUUUACGAAUGACUUCAAGGAGGACUAGAUUGAGCCGAAU